Molecule: messenger RNA, 2755 nt
Organism: Acinonyx jubatus (cheetah)
Lineage: Eukaryota; Metazoa; Chordata; Mammalia; Carnivora; Felidae
Product: sialic acid-binding Ig-like lectin 8
Exons: 2
Coding region: 1682-2446 (254 amino acids)
Biological process (GO): cell adhesion
Cellular component (GO): plasma membrane
Molecular function (GO): sialic acid binding
Source: RefSeq, a predicted model, not a curated record
UGUGUAGUCCAGCACAGGGGGAUGGGGCUGCAGGGUGACACGUGGCAGCAUUGCAGGAAUUAUGAUGGUGCAGGAGUGCCUAUGCAUGCCGAAAUCCUGCCCCUUCCCUUCUCAGUGACCCCAGUGCUGACUGUGCCCCUGGUUAUGGGUAAGGAUUCAGGGCAGGGGUAACGUGGGAGGGGCAGAUUCAUGAAGUUGCAUGGAAGAAAACAGACUAAUGUUCUCUGUGCACACACAGUCUUAAGAAAAACAUGAGCAUAGUACUACAUAGUACAAGCAGCAUGCUCGGGUGAUGAAACCAUGAAGAAAAAAGCAAGGGAACAAUCAGCAUUAAAGUGAGUCUAGGGACUCCUUUGGGAGGAGUGGGGUGUGCAAUAGGGAUGGGGAUCGAAGGGAUGGUCCAGGGUGCCUGCAAUGCUCUGUUUCUAUUUUGUGAUGAAUCACUGAGUUGUUCUUGUUGGAGCCUAUUCUUUGUAUCUUAUGUUCCCCCCACCCAAAUGUGUCAAGAGAACCAACAUAGGUGGAAGGAGGCACCAGAACCUCCCAGAACCUCCUCCCAGCCCCCAGCCACACAGUUAAACAUAACCUUCUGUGAAUUCAGGUGCACGUCUCUUCCCUCACCAAAUCAUCCCCACCUGGAGAGUGGAUGACACCCAGCUGGCAUUCCUCACUCCCUGUCUCCUGUACACCUGACUCCUGGGACCAGAGCCCUCACGGGCAAAGCUCCAGAGGUUGGCAGACCCCACCACCCUCUGGAGCAAUGGAAAAAAGGGUGAGAUACCAGCGGUGAAGAAAUCAUUCUGGCACCCAGACAGCCGCAACAAAGGGGGAAGUUUCUACCCCUUUCAAAAUUGGUCCCUUUUCCUCUGCCCUUCCCCCCAUACCAACCCUGUGUACAGCUACAGCUUCAGUUUCCCAUGUGUCCUUUGUGUCAGUCUCCCCUCAAUGUCCUUGGAAUCUUCGUCUCCCCUGCUUGAGUGUCCCCUGUGCCCAGUCUUCCUACGACACAACCUCCAACCUCCAACCUUCCUAUGAACAGCACCUCUCUCUGCCUGUGUGUCCCCUGUCACAGGGAGCUCUGGGUACCGACACCUACUGUUUCCUUGCUUGGCAGUGACUCCAGGGGCAGUGCCUGGGGCUAGUGUGUGGUCUCAUGAGCAGGGAGGGGAGGCCUACCAUGUGGAUUCCAAGGGAGGGAGGACAGUUGACCUCCUCACACCUCCACCCCUGGCCUCCCCCAUCUCUCAGGUCCCUAUGUCCCCACAUGAGUUCCACAGACAUGUACGGCCUGUCAUUCAGGUGGUCUGGCCCAAAGGAAGGAACCCUUUUUCACUUUGCAAAAAAAUGACCCCAGAAGGGAGGGGCAUUGGCAGGAAGGCGGGAGAUGGGGCUCGAGCCCUGCACAGGGUGUGAAUUUGGGCGAGGCUCUCACCCUCUCUGGCCUCUAGACCCAGGGUCCCCAGCAGUGGAGAUGCAGUGGUGGAUGGAUGGCUGAUUCCCAAGGGCUGUCCCGGCCCUGACAGCGUCUGCGUGCGAGGUUCCUUCUCUGAGGAGGGCCACUGUUCUGACAUCACUGUCACCUUCCUGUCGGGGCCUCCUCUCAGUCUUGCAGCUCUUAGCUUCUGAGAGACAAACCCGGAGAAACAGGCUCCCCGGGGACCAGGCGCCUCCAAGCCCAGAUAUGCUUCUGCUGCUGUUGGCCCUGCUCUGGAGGAGGGAGGGGGCCGAGGGCCAGAGGGGGGCCGGGAGGGGGCCACAGGGGGAUUACUGGCUGCAAGUGCAGGACGCAAAGGGGCAGGAGGGCCUGUGUGUGCGAGUGUCCUGCAGAUGCUUCUAUCCCCGGGAAGGCUGGUCUGAGUCUACCCCAGCUCUCGGCUACUGGUUCCGGAAAGGGGCCGGUGUACAACAGGAUGUUCUAGUGGCCACAAACAACCCAGAUGGAAAAGUGUGGCAGGAGUCCCAGGGCCGAUUCCGCCUCUUCGGAAACCCCCAGGACUACGACUGCUCCCUGGACAUCAGAGAUGUACGGAGAGGGGACUCGGGGACAUACGUCUUUAGGGUGGAGAGAGGGCCUUCUGUGAGAUAUACUUACACACGGGACCAGCUCUCCGUGCGUGUGACAGCCCUGACCCAGACACCUGACAUCCUUAUCUCGGGGACCCUGGAGUCUGGACGCCCCAGUAACCUGACCUGCUCUGUGCCCUGGGCCUGUGCGUGGGGCACGCCCCCCAUCUUCUCCUGGACAUCAGUGGCCCUCACCGCCCUGGGCCCCAAGACCCACCUCUCCUCUGUGCUCACCCUCACCCCACGGCUCCAGGACCACGGCACCGACCUCACCUGUCAGGUGACCUUGCCUGGGACCGGAGUGACCACAAUGAGGACCAUUCACCUCAACGUGUCCUGUGAGAACCGGGCCAGGGCCACCGGAUCCCUGAUGGGGUCCUGAGGGCAGUUGGCUGGGGGGUCAGGGCCUGGGACCUUGGGUGUUGGGUCCUGGAAUGUGGGCUGGGAGGGGGUCAGGAGGAUCUCCACCCUCUUCCCAUUUCUGCAGCUCCCGUGGGGACUGAGGGCCAAUGUCCACCAGCCCUCUCCGUUGACGCCAAUCUGCCAUGUCUUUCUGUCCCAGAUUCUCCGUGGAACUUGACCGUCACUGUCUUCCAAGAAAACGGCACAGGUAGGAUAGGGGCUCCUCCUAGGGUGCAGGGAGCAAGGGCAGGGCCGGGUCCCUCCUGUGGGUCCCCCAGGGGCCCUCCCC